Molecule: messenger RNA, 8391 nt
Organism: Symbiodinium sp. CCMP2592
Lineage: Eukaryota; Dinophyceae; Suessiales; Symbiodiniaceae
Source: the annotation of a GenBank genome assembly
AUGGCCCCAAGUGACUCAGAUGAUCCCUGGGCUUCGUGGGCCUCUUACAAUUCGUCCCCAGCUCCCGGUGAAACUGCAGAAGCUUCUCAGACAUCCACACCGGGAGAUCCGGCCAGUGCGAGCACUGGCAAUGACGGGCCGGGGCAGACACCUGCUUCAACCUGGUCCUAUGAUUACUCGUGGGAUUCUUCUUCGAAUCGACAGUCUUGGGGUAGCUAUGCCUAUCCAAACUGGGGUGAUGCUUGGGGACAGUCUUCAUGGGAUCGCUAUGGGUGGUGGUCUCAGCCGGGGACUGGAAGUUACGGGCAUCAAUGGUGGAGUUCUCCGGGCUCAUGGGGUAGAUGGGCCAAUGAUCGUGACGACUCAGGCCAUUUGGGUUCUGAGUCAGACAAGCAGCAGAGCUCAGACACCUCUGCAGAAGCCGGCUCCCAUUCAUCGGAGGGUUCAGCGAGAGCCCAUGAACCGAUGGGAUCCAAUGAUUCAGAAGACGCAGGCGAGAAGUUUCGCCGACAGGCAUCAGCCGGCACUGCAGAGGAAACGACAGCGACAAGAUCCUCGACUUCCACGCCGCCCGUGGAAGUGACACCGGAGGCCAAGGGGUUCGGUGAGAAGAUGUCAGUUCCCACCUUCGACGCGGAGGGGACUGGAGAUGAGCUAGGAACAGGUGCGAGAUCAUACCUGCGACAGGUGGCCGCGUGGUGCCGCGUGACUCGCACGCCCCCACAUCAGCAAGCUUUGGUUCUGUAUCAGCACUUGUCGGGCAGAGCAUGGGUUGAGGCGGAAGAAUUGGCGGUUGAAGAUCUCUCAGGGCCACGGGGUGUCGAAGUCUUCAAGGCCUGGAUUCAAGAACGAUAUCAAGAAGUUGAGGUCAGUAAGAUAGCCGAUGCUUUGACUACAUUCUUUCGCCGUCUUCGUAGACAGCAGAAUCAAUCUGUCCGCGAGUUCAACUCGGCUUUCGACAGGGCGCACACCCGCCUCCUUGAGAUAGACUGCAAGCUCCCAGAAGUGGCACGGGCUUGGGCUUACUUAUCUUCGUUGGGGCUAACAAGCACUGAGGAGCUGAGUUUGUUGGCUAGCGUCGGGAAUGAGUACUGUACCUCCAAGCUUCAGAAAGCCGCCGUCCUUCACGAGAAGUCAUUGAAGCCCCCUUGGCAGCCCAAGCGGCCCUUCAUCGAUCCCAAGACCGGCAAGCCUGGGAAUGUUCGUGGUGCUUAUCUUGCUGGUGUUGAAGAAGAUGAUGACCCUAGCCCUCCAGGUGCUGAUGAUGAUACCGAGAGUGUCUAUCCCGAGGAAACCGCCCAAGCCCUAUGUGAAGCCUACGUUGCCCAGGAAACCGCCAAAGCACGGUACAGAGAAGUCGCGAAAUCCCGAGGGGUUGACUUCUCUCGGCUUUCAGGGCAGCCGGGCGAAACCAAGCCGUUCUCCGAGGACCAGGCCAGGGAGCGACUUCAGGCUGCGAAAAGCAGGUCGUAUUGUGCAGGGUGCCGUAGACGGGGACAUUGGCACAAAGAUCCGGAAUGUCCUUUAAAUCAGGCUUCGGGAGCUAACGGUUCGGCUAAGGGAUCACCCCCAAAGACCGCGCAUGUCACUGACUCCAACGAUGGGAACCAGUCCUCGGUCGUCCAGGUUGCAUUCGAGGUUGGGGCCUACGAGGGCGGUUCACUUUUGGCCAUCACUGAUACUGCAUGCAGUAAGACGGUAGCUGGACAGCAGUGGUUGGAUCAGUACCUCAGGGCCGCUCGCGAGGCAGGCCUCGAGACUCAGCUCAUCAACACGGUUGAUGAUUUCCGCUUUGGGGCUUCAAAGCUGUUCCGGGCGACCUUCACUGCCACGAUCAUGAUUAAGGUUUACAAUCGGGUCUUCCUUGUCAGGGCUUCCAUCGUGCAGGGUGACGUUCCUCUUCUGCUGAGCAAACGGGUGUUGAGUGGAUUGGGUAUGCUAUAUGAUGUCGAGCUCGGGAGUGCCACUUUCAAACAUCUCGGAAUCAAGGAUUACCAGCUUGCCGCUACCGAGUCAGGUCAUCCGGCAAUUGUCGUUCGUCCUCAGAGCAUUGCAGGUUUUCAAUUUCCGACGCCCGAAGAGUGGGCCGGUGACGAGUUGCGCAUCCUUCCGCAGUCCGGGAAUCAGUACUCGGUUCACAUGACAUGUGCAAGUGAAGCCGAUCCGAGCGCUGAACCUCCUAAGGCCCAACAGGAACCUGAAAGCACCACUUCGCCUCAACAAGGUAUUGACGGAAGAUCAUCGACGAGAACAGAUACCAAAAUCUUCUACCCCAAGAAGAUCCACGCCUUCGUUGAGAACUUUCUGAGCGCGGAGCCUAUGAACCCAGAUGUGUUUGCCCGAUGGUGGUCUCAGACUAAACUUUCGAAGGAUUUCUGGAUUGAGAAGGGGGACGCUCUCAUUCGGAUUCAUGUCAUUCCGAGGCGAGGGCUGUUUGAUCCAGAAGCAUGGGUUACAUCGCAAUGCGACAUCAAAGCAAAGCUCCUUGGCUCCAUUGGGGUUGUUAGGAGCACGACGGCGAUCAGUUGCGAGUCACAUCACCCAUUACAGAUCCUCCAUGACAUGUGGCAGAGUGAUGCGAAAGGGGCGUACCCAACUCUCUGGGCAAUGGCCAGCAAGGGCGGAGUGAAGAGCCCGUGGAAGAUGACGAAGCAAGAGCUCCUGGACGAGGCCCAGAAACUGGAUUGCCUAGUUCACCACAGCUGGACGGCCGGAGAGGUGCGCCAGGCAGUGAUCGACAAGAUGAAGCAGCGCACCGGCAUCGACAACACACCGAAGGGGCUGUCGCAGAUGUCCCAUGCCCAGCUCCUGGAGACCGCGCAGGAGAUGAAGCUGACUCUUCCCGACAGGCCCACGAAGGCGCAGAUGAUGCGAGCGAUUCGGGACAGUGCGGGGAGUCCGGCGAACACAGUAGUUUCGUUCGGGCGUUUCCGAGGACGGCUCUACCACGAGGUGCCAGAGUCCUACCUGCGCUGGAGCAUUGCCGAGACGGACGCCAAUCGGGACGGCUCCCAGCCGGACCUGAUUCGCCUAGCCAAUUUUGCGAGGAUGAAGUUCAACACGGAGGAGAUCCCCGACCCGGAGGAGACGGCUCAGAUCCCCUACACUCCAUCUCCCGAGGACACGAGAUCCCUCUCGAGCGAGUGGUCGGCGGUUUCCACACGGAUCCUAGAGAACGAGCUUCCCAAGAAGGUCAAGGGGUCAGUCACGGCAAAGGCAAAGGGGUACCCAGAGCCGCCGAAGGACAUGCCGUUCACUCCCGACCCCCAGAUGAUCGCCAAGCGACGCGACCGAGAGUCAGAUUCGAAGCCGCAGCCGAUGAAGCAAGAUGUUCCCGAGGAGGUUCAGGAAGAGAUGAACCAGCUCAUGGCGCGCAUGGCGGCUGGGUUGGAGUACUCCAUACGGCCUCGUGCAGAUCCCGAGGGUUUCGAUGAAGGCCACAUCAAUUCCAAAGACUCGGAGCAGUCUGGAGAUGAUGAGUUUUGUGAUUGUCUGGAAGUUGCAACAGAUGAGCUCGAUGGUUUGUCCGUCGAUGCUUUUGCCCGUCGGCUUUGGCAACAGAAGGACUUCAGUCACGCGAGUUGUGAAAAGAUCCUCCAUCAUGUGUGUACCGAAUGCCAAGCAGCUCGCAAGAGAAAGAUUAACGAGGGGACCGCCAGUGUAGCAUUCGGCGCUUACUCCCACGGCAACCACUACGGAAUCAUCCAGAAGACUUGCGUUUACCCCAAUGUCGUCAUCUACAUCAACCGUUACAUGAAGCAUCACGGUGCUAAGGGGUCAUGGUCUUCGGUACAGCUCGGGUGGAACUGUCCUACGACCCCCCACAAAGAUGUUCACAAUCACGUCGAUUCCCAGAACUGGCUAGACAAGAUCAACAAGUUCGACUUUGUGACGGCACUAUGGCUACAGGCACGGCCGUUGACACCAAGGGUAGAGCUCAUGCUUUUGAUCCAAAGAGAAGACACGGUGUUGAGCAUUGGGAAGGGAACCGAGCAACGAUCACAGUGUACACCACCCGGGGCAUUGGGCAUCUUUCGCGCCAAGAACGUGAUCUGCUCAGGAGCUUUGGCUUUCCUGUUGGCCGAGAUGCUCCUCCCGAUCAACAUGUACGAGAUGAACCUCAACAUUCUGAACAUAGGUAAUGAUCCCUCACGAGCUUGUCUCUUCGAGAUUGGAGGUCAAGACCUCACAUGUGACGUUGCAGAGUCGGGCAGCUCAGUCGUAGAACCCUUAUCCUGGAAAGAUUUUCUUCAGGACGACGACAAGGAAAAGUUCAUCGACACGAUCACCACCCUCAAGCCCCAUGUUGUCUGCGUACAAGGACACGGAAAAGGACCUGAAGCCAUACCUCGCUUGCGUAGGACGGUUGAUGCGCAGAUUGGUGAGGGAGGGAUGUUCGUGUACCAGGAUGAUAUCACCGCGGAGUUUUGGGAGACUGCUUUCCUGGAGUAUCUCGUUGAUGCCUACCCCUGCUCCUUUGAAGAAAAAGAGUCGUCUAGAAUCCUCAAGGUUGGGUCGCAGGUUUGCCAACAUGACUGCUAUCAACCUCCCGACAAUCAGGAUGCGAAUGUGACUAGUCAUGAAGACGGACGGGGAGCACGGAAUGGACAGCAUCCCGACAACAGCGUCAAAGAGAUCAAGUUUGAAGGUAAUGUACCCAAGCAUGUCCAAAGCGCUCUUAUUCGUCUACAUCAAAACCUCGGCCAUCCUUCAGCUCAGGAUAUGGCACGACACUUGCGCUACGUUGGCGCAGACGAACAUGUGGUGAAGGCUUGCAAGAGCUUACGCUGCCAAGUCUGUGAUCGAAAUCGGCAUACCGGGACACCUAGACCAGCCACUUUGCCCUCACUCCUUGAUAUGAACCAACUUGUCAGCAUUGAUGUCUUUCAUGUGUUCGACACCAACCGUGUACGCCAUGAGCUUCUGUCGGUGAUCGAUCAUGCGACUACUUUCCAUCUUGUUUGUAAAAUCGAAGGUCAUAGUGCUGCCGAAUUCGCCAAGAAGUUCACUCAGUUGUGGGGAAACGUGUUUGGGUCUCCAGGCACGAUCUCUGCAGAUUUGGAAACCGGGCUGCAAGCCGGCCUCGCGAAGUACGCUGAGUUCCACGGCUGCAAGAUUAGGUCAGCGGCGGGGCAGGCACACUGGCAGCAGGGAGUGAUUGAGCGGCACGGACUUUGGUUCCAGGAGAUCCUCCAAAGGGUCAUCGAUGAAAAGAGUGUUGGAGCAGAGGACAUUGACCUUGCAAUCCAAGCCUGCAAUAGUGCAAAGAACGAGUUGCGAAGGAGGCAUGGUUUCUCGCCUAAUCAAGCUGUUUUCGGACGUGAUCCCAGGGUCGCUGAAGAGCUUUGCUCAGGCGGAGAUGAAGAAAGAUUUAUUGAACUGAUGUCUCAGGACCGCCAACGGCAGAAGGAAGUCGCGAUCAGGACGGCUGCCCGCAUGGCUUUCUUCAGGACUCAGCUUGAUACCAAGUUCCGUCGUUCACUGCUGCAGAGGGCUCGGGUUAAGCGUGGAGGAUAUCGCGUUGGGGAGCUAGUGUGCUUCUACCGGAUCGAGAAGGUGGCCACUAAGAGAGGACAGUGGCGGGGUCCGGGUACCAUCAUAGGUGCUGAAGGCGGAAAUUGGUGGGUGUCCUUCGCGGGUAGAUGUCAUCUUGUAGCAGAAGAGCACCUUAGACCUUCCACUGCUGAAGAACUCGGUGAUAUCCUCAGCACCAAACUGGCGAGAGAUGACCUUGAAAGGCUCUUGAAUCUGGACUUUGACGAUCCCAGCACCUACCAGGAUGCCUCCGGACCUGAACAAGGGGAUGUUGAUCUUGAUCCCGAACAGCAGUCGCGACAUGACAUUGACAUGGAUUUUCAGUUUGAGCUUGAUCCCGAGGAAAACAUUUUCGACCCCGACAUCGAGAUGCCGCUCGAGGAGGGUGCAAGCGCUAGCAGUGCACCUCGGAGAGAAAGAGGAAGAGAUCCUAGGGGCUCCACCGUCACCGUGAGUAAAAGGGUUCGUACCAAAGGACCGGGCGAGGGAUCACAUUCUGUUCACAUGCUCAAGCGCUGCUAUACCGAACGGUCUCUUGCCAAGCAGUAUGAGAAGGAGCUCCCUUGGAAGGCGAUACCGGAGAGCGAACAUCAGGGUUUUCGUGACGCAGAGGCCAAACAAUUUCAGGAACAUCUUCAACAUCAAGCAUUAGAACCAAUCAGCUUGGAAGAAUCCCGGGCCAUUCGACAACGUGUUGAUCCUAGUCGAAUACUUAGCUCCAGAUUUGCCUACAAAGACAAGAAUUGGGCCCGAAGGAAGCUUGAUGAAACUCUUCCAUGGCGACACAAGGCGAGAUUAGUGAUCGGAGGACACCGAGACCCAGAUGUUCAUACGUUGCAGACGGAUGCGCCUACAAUCAAUCGUCUUUCGGUUCUGACUUUGUUGCAACUUGUCGCAAGUAAGAGGGCCCAGCACAAGUGGUCGGCUUCCGCCGGUGACAUUGAAGCUGCUUUCCUAAACGGAGAUGCUCUGGAAAGGGAACUAUAUCUUGCUCAACCCCGAACUGGAUUGCCUGGCAUGCACCCUGAACAAAUCCUCAAAAUCACUAAAGGCGUCUUUGGACUCCCUGACUCCCCGCGUAAAUGGUGGAAGAGACUUCGAAGCGACAUGCUAGGGAUCCGCAUUGUCCAUGAAGGCCAGCAGUACAAGCUCGUACAGAACCCGCUUGAUGCAUGUUUGUUUCAGCUCAUCAGGGAUACCACAUGUGACCAGCCCGACAUUGAUGGCGCUAAAACCGAAGAACCUGUUGGAUAUGUCGGCGUUCAUGUUGAUGAUCUCCUUGUGGUAGGAGGUCCCGUGUUCAGUCGAUUGAUCCGAGAAGCCCUUUCUGGCAUCUUCCCGGUCGGGGAGUGGCUCAUCGACGAUUUCGAUUAUUUGGGCUCACACAUCAAGGUCAACGAUGAGGGUGUCUUCUUUUCCCAAGAAGCUUAUGCGAGCAGCAGGUUGUUUGAAGUGCCCAUUAGCUCUGAGCAGAAAGACGAAGAACCAGCAACUGAAGAACAGCGUAUCGACAAUCAAUCGUUGGUCGGUGCCCUCAGCUGGCUGAGCUCGCAGUCCAGGCCUGACUUGCAAUGUUCAGUAUCGCUUGCUCAGCAACUACAGUCCUGUCCGAGCGUUGGUGACCUCCGCUUUAGCAAUCAGAUAGCGCGUAGGGCUUGGGAUCAUAGGGAUAAAGGGAUCUGGCUUAGACCUCUUAAUCUUGAUCAGCUCGAGUUUUUGGUCUUCCACGAUGCGGCGUGGGCGAACGCCAAGCUUUCUGGUGAGGAGGGUUUCAGAUUAUCGCAAGCUGAUCAUGAGCUCGGCACCAUGACUGGUAGCCCAUACGACUGGAAAGAGCGCAAGGCCAAGCGAGCGAACUCCAAUGUUGCUAGCCAGCUUGGUGUCCUGCUUGUCCUGACUGACACAGAGCAUUACCGCAAAGGAGGACAAGUCUGCAGCGUUUUAGACUGGAAGUCAAGUGCAACACAGCGCGUGUGUCGGUCCACCUUCGGGGCUGAAACUACUGGAUGCAUUGAAGCUGUCGAGACCGGACAGUACAUCCGCUCCUACGUUCAGACGAUUAUCACUGGCAAACUACAGCGAGUAGAGUCUCUUGCCGGCGGAAGGAUGAAAUGCAUCACUGAUUGCAAAAGCCUCUACGACCACCUUCAUAAAGAAGGUGUGCCGAAGAUUCCCACCGAUAAACGGUUAGCCAUCGACCUGUCCGCUCUUAGACAGAGUCUUGACCUUGAAAAGGCCAAUGAUCGCAUACCACUGUUUUGGUUGCCCACGGGCUUUCAACUUGCUGAUGUGCUCACUAAGCCGAAGGACUCUAGUCAGUGGUGGAACGAGAUCUAUGGCUCUUUUCGCUUGCCGUUCAAGUGUCUCGAGGCACGCUCGGAGGCUUUUGGUUCGAGGAAAAGAAGCGCGGCCGCAGAUGCGGCAGUCGAGGGUCGGCUCCUACCCCCAAGCUCUCGGCCACGGGCGCCAGCGAAUCAGCCUGCAACUCUCACUGCCUUCCGCCGACCCGGGGACGAUCGCAUCGAGGAGAUGCAGUGGCAGCAGGACGCCGCAGCGCUGCUGCCGCGGAUGGACAUGGAUACCGUCCGGAAGGAGCUGCCUAUCGUGCGGAGGGAAGCACCAGAAGCCGUGAUGGGGAACAACGAGUCGAUGGAGCGCGCCCUGGAGGCAUUCAAGAGCAUUGCAAGCUGCCUGUUGCCGGUGAUGUGCUUCGACACGACGCGUGAGGAGGGCAUCCGUGAGCGCCUGGUGCGCGAGUUCUCCACGUUGUUGCCGAAGCCACUGCGCUUGACAUGGCGGAGCACCGUCGAGCAGGUGCUGGAACAGCAGGGUUCCAACAGAACGAUUUGGAGGUGA